Malania oleifera is the source of this 925-nucleotide messenger RNA. RefSeq lists its product as uncharacterized. Lineage: Eukaryota; Viridiplantae; Streptophyta; Magnoliopsida; Santalales; Ximeniaceae. Gene Ontology annotation, biological process: RNA processing. Bases 196 to 780 code for a protein of 194 amino acids. The record is from RefSeq and is a predicted model, not a curated record. Gene Ontology annotation, molecular function: RNA binding. The transcript is spliced from 6 exons. Gene Ontology annotation, cellular component: cytoplasm; nuclear exosome (RNase complex).
AAAAUAGUAUAGAUUUGAACUUUAAAGUUGCUGGUAGCCCGCAGGCUCGUUAGGGUUGAGUUUCUUUGCUAAAGGCGACAUGAAUUUGGGCCCGGCGUGGUCCAUGGUCUGCACGAAAUUUCUGUUCUGCUGCCUGCUCCCGCCCAGAGAGAUAGAUAGAGAGAGAGGGAGAGAGAGUUUUGAGUUGGGGCAGCAAUGAAAGAAACGGAAGGGAAGAAAGGGUUGGUAACACCGGGAGAAGUGCUGGGGAAGGCUUCUGAUGUGAUUCCAGGAAGGGGUGCUUACGUCCACCAUAACACCGUCUACGCCUCCAUUGUCGGUCGCGCCGUCACCAUUCCCCCUUCGCCUGAUUCCCCCGACCAGAGACCAAAUGUGGAAGUUACUGGUCAUAAGGCGCAUGGUGCAGUUCCUGAGCCUGGUUCUAUAGUCUUUGCUCGGGUUACUAAAGUGAUGGCUAGAAUGGCUUCAGCUGAUAUCAUGUGUGUUGCCUCCAAGUCGGUGAGAGAAAAGUUUACAGGCAUUAUUAGGCAGCAAGAUGUUAGAGCAACUGAAAUUGACAAAGUGGAUAUGCACUCUUCCUUUCGCCCAGGCGACAUUGUGAGAGCUUUAGUGCUUUCUCUUGGAGAUGCACGUGCAUAUUAUCUAUCCACCGCAAAGAAUGAGCUGGGUGUUGUGUCUGCAGAGAGCACAGCAGGUGCAACAAUGGUUCCAAUCAGUUGGACAGAGGUCCAAUGCCCUGUGACGGGACAAAUUGAGCACAGAAAGGUUGCCAAGGUUUAAAAAAUUGCUAGAGUUGGAAAGCCUGGUAUCUGUAUUUGAAUCAAUAUGCUCUAUGUUGGUCUCAUCAGCAAGUUUUGAAGAAUGUAAUCUCUGCCACAGAUGACAUCACAUAUUGAGCAUAAACACAUUUAGUUGUUGAGUUAAA